GCCGAUGGGGUUCUUCGGUACGGUACCCUCACCGGCUGUGUCUUUCUCAUUCUUUUUAAUUUGAUUUAUUUGAGGAGCGAUGUAGAUCGUGACACUCACACACACGCACGUAAAUAUUUUCGACGAUCCUCUAACAAUAAUGUCGGUGGUAUUAUGAUAGUUGACAGCUUGACUAAUAAAUCGCGAGCCAACAAAUGACGGGGAUUGAUCAACAAAAAACGAUUAAUAUUCGACAAACAUGCGGAUAUGUAUCAUCAAAAACUCGGAUGCAACAUGACGAAUUUCGUUGUUUAUUAUCAUCAGUGACAAUAGCUUUGAAACGAUUAUGUCGUCCAUAACUUACGGAUUCUAUCGAUAGAUUACAACGAGAGAGAAAUGUGCACCGGUUAAUAAUACUGCGCUAAAAUGUACAAUAAAUGUGAACAGUUUAAUUAAAAAAUCUUACGGAGAAGUUCUAGAGUUUGUAACCAUAUAAUACAUGUUUUGUGAAGAGUGUUUCAAAGUUUAACACUGUUGUUGUAUUUAUCUAAAAACUUAACAAUAAAUGUCAAAUAUUUAUAAAAUAUGGAAUAAAACACUACAUUAUAUAAAUAAUAUAAUAAUUGAUCCGGUAUAAUUAAAUCGGUGAAAUUAAAGAAGAGUGAAAAAAGUGUGAAAUUUUUAUCUGGAUAAAAAAAUUCUUAAAAGAUUUUACACGUUUAUUUACACAAUUGUAACAUUUAUGCAAAGCUAAAAUAAAUCUUUAGCUUCGAUUUAUAUGAAAUAGAUUUUCAUAUUUUCAACAGUUGGCUUCAUAAGCUAGUUAUCCGAAAUUUCUCUGAAAUAAAGCGAUAUAAAAUACGAUUAUUACGCACAGCGUUUACUCCGACUUUGAAGACAGUCUCAUUACUAUAUUCCUAGGCGGGGACAAUAAGCUUAAAAGAAUAUUUGAUAGUAAAAGAUAAAUCGAGAAAUAACGUGAGUAAAAUAUAUGCUUGGCAAUCUUAACAAACUUCAUAUAUUGGAAAACUAUUAAUGUCAAUCGCAUUGACUAAACAAAGAAUUAUAUAAGACUUUCGAUUAAGUGUCGUAGAUAUUUAGUCGUAUAAAGCCGUGCAUGUUUCCCUGAUAACAAAUGACGUUAAACCACUAUAAUGAUGGUCAAAGGUCAAAUACAUAUCAGUUCAUUGCACGUAACGUCGGUAACAACUGAUAAAAUCAAUUCGAUGCUAUUCGAAAGAAGCUCCAACAGAGUGAUAUAAUAAAGUUCUCCAAGACACACUAUUCACAUAAUAAUCAUCAAUGACGACCCUUACAAAUAUGAAUAACAUGACUCUGGAACGUGUAUUCAAUUGCAGUGAAUGGCUCCUGGAACUUAAUAUUACUUUGCUUUUAAAAGUUAAUCGUAGCGAGUUCCGUCAUUUUUUCGAGGAGGCAUUGUACAGAUCAACUCGACCUAACAUUCUUCGAGAGGCGCUUUUGGAUUGUAUUUUCAUCAAUCGGGAACGGCCAUUUGAUCUACCAUGGUGGCAGAAGCUCUUCUGGUCGCUGAUAUUCGCAGUGAUACUAUUGGUUGCAACUAGUGGCAAUAUCAUCGUAAUGUGGAUCGUACUUGCUCAUCGGCGAAUGCGUACCGUCACUAAUUACUUCUUGGUGAAUCUUUCCGUGGCGGAUCUUAUGAUGUCAUUGCUCAACUGCGCCUUCAACUUUAUCUUCCUCCUCAACUCUAAUUGGCCCUUCGGAGUAGUAUAUUGCACUAUCAACAACUUCGUAGCACACGUGACUGUCACUUCCAGUGUUUUUACCCUCGUCGUAAUUUCAUUUGAUAGAUACAUGGCCAUUAUGCACCCUCUGAAACAUCAUAUGUCUCGCAAGAGAACGGUGAUUACUUUAAUUUUAAUCUGGAGCAUUUCAUCUGCACUAGCGAUCCCGUGUCUUUUAUAUUCCACAACGACAUCUCGCAGGCAAGUAUAUUCUCAUGGAACAACCAGAAUUUCGUGUUAUCUCUUAUGGCCUGACGGAGGUUAUUUACGUAGUAAGACAGAAUAUUGCUACAAUCUCCUAUUCCUCACUGUAACGUAUCUGGUUCCUAUGACAGUAAUGGCUGUUUGUUAUGCAUGUAUGGGACGGAAAUUAUGGGGCUCAAAAUCUAUCGGCGAACUUACACAUUAUCAAAAAGAAUCGAUGAAAUCUAAACGUAAGGUUGUAAAAAUGUUUAUCAUUGUGGUGACAAUAUUUGCGGUAUGUUGGCUGCCAUACCAGGGGUUCUUUAUUUUUGUGUAUCAUUAUCGUCAUUUCGCAGAAAGCAGUUAUGUACAACAUGUAUAUUUAGGCUUUUAUUGGCUCGCCAUGUCCAACUCUAUGGUUAAUCCAAUUAUAUAUUAUUGGAUGAAUAACAGGUUUCGAGUUUACUUUGAUCUAGUAAUCUGCAAAUGUUGCUGCGUGAUGGAUCGAACAAAUGUGCGACGUCGUCAAACGCAAGAAUUGACAGGAUUUCAACGCUCCGAUAUCCUUGCAUACAAUUCGGGUCGUUUCAAAUCGACUUCCAUCAGGUGGCGACAGAGCAUGGCAGAGAGCCAAGUACAAACGUUUAAAAAGAAUACUCGAACAAUGAGCGGGAGUCUUCAGUUUAAAGAGGAUGUAGCUAUAAUUUGAAUCAAGUAUUAGUUUAAAUUUGCAUUACAAAACGACGUAUUCGUUAAAGAUGAUGUCCUAAUAUCACCAUUUUCGUGCUUCACAUAUGCUUUAUUUGCCUUAUUAUAUAUAUUAUAUAGUGUUAUACACAUGCACGGUUUCUUCAUCAAAACAAAUAAAUAUUUAUUUAUAUUUAUAUUAUUGUAUUUAGAAAAAGUUAAUAACUCCGAUUUUAUAAAAGUACAAUGUUUUUAAUUGUGUGUAGCUUUCAAAAAUUAUGAGAAAUUAUUUCAAUAUUUCUUUCACGAGAUCAUUCACGUAUGAAAUAACUUACAUGUUAUUUGCAAAAUUAACUUAAUUUUUUUUCGCGCGUCAAUAUCGGGAGUAAUGUAAAAGAGUCAAAUUUAGCUGAUUGUGAGCUUAAUAUUUUUAGAUUGUACGGGCAACAUUAUAGUUGCAACAUUGUUCAGCUACGGUCGAUCACGUUUUGAUACGAUCCUUGCUGUAGAUCACUCUCCAGAAAUAGCGCCUCGCGCAUUCCUGAGACUUUACUCGCUUUGGACGGAAAGGUAUCCUCGUAUUAUGAUUUGCACCGAUAUUCCAUGAUUUUGUGUCACACCUUUCUUCAUCUCGCCGAGUGUUCUUUUUUUUAUGUGAUGAUUGUUUUGACUUUCUUUUUGGACCGAUAUGUCUUGAUGCGCAUCAAAGAUAUAUCUUGUAUUAAUUAUUUUGUUUUUAUUUAAUUAUUUAUUGCCUAUUGUCAAAAAAUGACAACUUGAAUUUUAAUUCUUACAUAACUGAUUUAAUCAAUGUUGGUUAAUUUUAAUUGUAAAACUUGAUUCUUAUUUUGUCAUCUUGUCUAUCUUCUAAUUCUUCUAAUUCUAGAUUUGACUAAUUAACAAAUGUUGAUAAUAUUAAUUACAUAGCACAUAAUAGUAAUUAUCCAUUAUAAUGGUAAAAAAUAAGAGCUAGAGAUAAUGUCAAGUUAUAAGAUUAUAAAGAAAAUAAAAGAGAUAUCUGUAUAUUUUGUAUAAUUAACGAAAAACAUAACAAGUGUAAUUUGAAAACGAUAAUUUACCUUAUUUAAUAACCACGUAUUUCUGAGAAAAUACCAAAACACAUUCCCGCAAACAGCCUUGUCAGCAUUAUCAGCUUAUUCACUAAAUAUAAGCAUACCGCAAAGAUUUUAUCUAUUAAAGAAACAUAAAGCUCCAGUAUUCAAAUUAGUAUCGAAUAAUACAAAUUCCAAGUGUAUUACAAUAAUUUAGUUAUAAAAAUAUUUUUAUAAUAUUUUAGCACAAUCGACUUUCAUGGUGAAAAUUCACGAAAGCCAUACAUAUUAUUACUGCAUAGUGUUAUACACAUGCCUUAUUAUUUAUAUAUUAAAAUAUAAUAAAUUUAUAUAUUGGAUAUAUUAUAUAUUUUGCAAAAAUAUUACUUCACAUCUAAUUCUAUUUUUUGCAAUAAACUUUGAAUAAAUCUUAUAGUUACUUGUAGAUAGACGUUUUUUUUAUAUACAUAUAUAAUUAACAGAUAUUUCAUAAUGAAAAUUGCUUUGUCAUAGUACUUUGAAUGAAUGACAUUGUUAUACUUAUCGUUUUUUCCUUGUCAUUUUUUCUAACUGCCAAAUCAGCAUUUUAUAUUGUAUUACGUAUAUGCAAAAUUAUUACUCUCAUUAGCGUGCAUGAAGGCUCGUUAUAAACUUCGAAGCUUUGGUGACAAAAUAUAUCGCGCUGAAAUAUAAUGCUCGAGAAUAAAAUAAUAAUUUGUUUGAGAAUUUUAAACAGCAUGCAUUUAUUUAUUAACAAAUUAUAUUUAUUCAUUAU
Molecule: messenger RNA, 4439 nt
Organism: Formica exsecta
Lineage: Eukaryota; Metazoa; Arthropoda; Insecta; Hymenoptera; Formicidae
Product: tachykinin-like peptides receptor 86C
Exons: 8
Coding region: 1282-2634 (450 amino acids)
Biological process (GO): G protein-coupled receptor signaling pathway
Cellular component (GO): plasma membrane
Molecular function (GO): tachykinin receptor activity
Source: RefSeq, a predicted model, not a curated record